Cavenderia fasciculata is the source of this 3285-nucleotide messenger RNA. RefSeq names its product centrosomal protein. The transcript is spliced from 3 exons. NCBI's taxonomy places the organism in Eukaryota, Evosea, Eumycetozoa, Acytosteliales, Cavenderiaceae. The record is from RefSeq and is a predicted model, not a curated record. Bases 1 to 3285 code for a protein of 1094 amino acids.
AUGACCGCGCGAUAUUACAUUCAUCAAAAUACAACAAACAUCGAUACAUCUUCAUCAUCCUCUCAGAAACAAAAUGAUAGUAAAUUAAAUCAACAACAGCAGCAGAGACAUGAUAGAGAUAAUAAUAAUAACAAUAAUAAUAGUACAUCAACAACAUCAACAACAACAACAACAGCACCAUCUUCGACAACAUAUGGUAAAAUCAAACCUGGUAUAACAACACCGUCACCUCCACAUCAACAACAUCAACAACAACAACAACAACCUUAUUCACCAUCAUCAAGAUAUCCCAAUAUUGUACCACCAUUGUCUCCAGGUGAAGUUGUAUUAGAAGAGGUCAUACCUGAUGAUAUAGAAGUUAGAGAUGCACUGUUUCCACCACAGACAACAACUGCAUCAUCACCUUUUUCUCCUUUGACACCUAUCAAAUCAACUUCAAAAACACCAAGACGUUGGAGAUUAAUACCUGCUAAUUGUACAUGUGUAGUUCAUGAUGGACAAAAUCAACAACAACAACAACAAUCACCAAGUUAUAUUUGUCAAAAAUGUAGUUCAACCAUGGUCAGUGAUCAAAAGCCACCUAUUUCUACACCUACACAUCCUUAUAGUACAAGUACAUCAACAUCAGGGGCUAGCGGAUCGGCUUCAUUACCUCAUCCACAUCCUUCUACAACAACGACACCAUUACGUAGAUCCAAUUCUGGACAGAAUCUAUUUGGAUCUUCAUCUUUACAUCACAACACACAUAACAUUAUUUAUUCAACACCCGAUGGCUUAAACUAUGUCACCAGAAAUACACCUCCUAAUAUUCCAACGACUCCCAUUUAUUCAACCACCACUGGUGGUUAUUCUUCUACUUCUACAACAAAUAGAAUGACACCAUCUCGUGGUCCAUACAUAUCACCGAGUAAAAGAUCAAUUGUCGAUUAUGUAGUCUAUCCAAGUGGAGAUUACAAUCGAGAGAUGCAAUUACUAAAAUCAGAGGUCAAUAUAUUAGAGGAUGAGUUUGAACAACUCAAACGGUCCAACAGUGACAAGAGCAGAUUGGUCAACGAGAGUAUGAUAUCAAGAGAGCGAGAAGAGGUGCAAUACAAAAAGGUUCAAGUGGAGAAUGAAAUCAGAGAGACGCAGCGACAAUUAAACUUUCAACUGGUCCAACUCAAAGACCAACUCCGAAGGGUCGAGACUGACAAGAGCGAAAUAGAAUCCAAUGCCUAUGACAUCCAAGAAGCCUACGUCCAAGCACAACGAGACAAUGAAAUGUUGGUACGCGAACGAGAAUCACUCUUGCAGCAAAUCCAAGAGUACGAACACGAGUUGGAGAACCGGGCAGUGGAACCAGAGUUUUUUUCAGAACUCGAACAACACGUCGAGACUAUUAAGCAGGCAAUCAAUGCAAAGAUGGAAGCACUCAAUUUGGAGAGCCAACUGAUUACCUCCAAGGAAAAUGAAAGAGAUGCUAUGGAGCAGGCCAAACACUCGAUUGCUCAAGAGGCAACGAGUCAAGCCAAGGCACAUGGCCUCUUGGAGGAUUUGGUACAGUUGCAUCAAAGAAUGCUCGAUUUGGAGGAUGCAUCGGAGAAACGGAUCGAAGAAGUCUACCAACACGUUGAACAACUUGAAAAUGAAAAGCAACGAGCAGAGUCAAAGAUCAAUAUGUUGGGUAUCGAGAUGACAGCCGUCAAAAAAGCAAGAGAUGAAGGUUUGGAAGAGUUGCGUGUGGCACGUGAAGAAAUGUACAAAUCAAACAACCUGUAUGAACAACAACGUAUCGAAGUGCGAAGACUCCAAGACCAGGAAAAGAUUAGAGCAGAGUCGAUCAAGGACAAGGUCAUCAUGACCAAUCAAGAGUUAAAAGAGAUCGAAUCAACUAUUGACCAAUUUGAACAAAAUGAAAAGAUACAUACCGAUCAAAUUGAAGAGUAUGAAAGAAAUCAAUCCGUACUCGUCCAACAAGUCACUCAACUCAAAUUACGUGGUUCACAACUAGACUCGUACAUUAAAGAGAUGCAAGCACGUCACAUCAACGAACAAGAGGAAUCAAAGAGCGAGAUACAACUACUCCAACAGAGAAUCGGACAACUCGAAGGAGAAAACGAUGACAUGAAGGAAAGGUUGAGUAAAGUUCAUAUUGUCAUUGAAAAUUCACCAAGAAAACCUUUAUCAAAAGAAACCAUACAGGCUUUGACACCAAGCAAAUACAAUUCACCAUUCUUUUACACUCAACAAAAUCCUCCAUUGUCGGCUCAAAAAAUACAACCAACAAGUGUAUAUCAAUCAACUUAUAGACCUCCUGUUCCGACAUCGUCAAAGUCAAGUCUCAGUCUUGAUGAUUUGAGAUCUUCUACUUCAAGUAAUCCACCACAUAUUUCAUCUCCUCCUCCUCCACUUAGACAAGAGUUCCAACGUAAAUGGGAUACUGUCUUGUCAAAUUUAAAAAAGAAUCAAAGUCAAUUGAUUCAAGAAGAAAAUCAAAACGAUGAAGAAGAGGUAGAGGAAGAAGAAAUAGUAGAAGAACAACAACAGGAAGAAGAGGAAGAAGAAGAACAAAUAGAGGAAGAGGAAGAAGAGGAAAUGAAUUAUAAUCAAUUUAAUGGUAAAGAUCAUCAAGACCAAGAUGAUGAUGAUGAUAAUGAUAGAUUUAACAAUCAUACUCAAGAUGAUAGCAAUGUUGGUGGUAGUAGUGGUAGCAAUAAUAAUAAUAAUAAUAAUAAUAAUAAUAAUAAUAAUAAUAAUAAUAAUAAUAAUAAUAAUAGUGAAAACAAUACACACCACUCAUCAUCUAAUGGUCAUACUACUACCAGUUCAAAUGAAAACACCAAUAGUUAUUCAUCAACCUACCAAACUCCAUUAAAAGAACCAAGGGAUCUGUUAACGACAACUCCCAUUCAAACUACCUCAUCCUCCUCCUCCUCUCACUAUUCAAAAUAUGCAAAGGAAUCAAUGUCACCUUCCUUUUUUACAAAUCCAGUUGUGGAAGAGGUAAGAGAAGAGGAAUUUACAGACGAGAAUGACAAGUAUAUUUCAAGACAUUGGUCCAAUCCAAAGGAUGAAAGAGAUUUCAAACAAAUCGUAAAUGGAUUACACCAAGACGAUGAUGAUGAUAAUGGUGGAUCGGUAACAUCACCAUCAAAGGUUUGGCGUCCAAACAAUAUCGAUGCCAUCUUGUCGAACCAUCAUCAUUAUACCAAAGAUGACAAAUUAAACUAUCACCUCAAAACGACAAGUAAUGAAUUGGUAACAAGCAAGUUUUUAACAGAAUCUAAUAAUAAUAAACCUUCUUGA